Capsaspora owczarzaki ATCC 30864 is the source of this 1371-nucleotide messenger RNA. RefSeq lists its product as hypothetical. The coding region runs from base 40 to 1317 and encodes 425 amino acids. The record is from RefSeq and is a predicted model, not a curated record. Gene Ontology annotation, cellular component: mitochondrion. The transcript is spliced from 3 exons. NCBI's taxonomy places the organism in Eukaryota, Filasterea, Ministeriida, Capsasporidae.
CAGUCUCAGUCUUUGUUUUCAAUCCUCCUUAACCACAAAAUGCUGCAGGCGUCGACAGCGCUUGUUCGUGCUGCUGUUCCAUGGAAGCAGACCGCGCUGCUUCUAUCAUCAACCUCAGUAGCAGCAUCAGGAGCAGCAGCAUCAGGAGCAGCAUCAGCAAUAGCAGUGCGAUCGUGCCCAAUGGCGAGAUCUCACUCUUCACUGACUGCUCGUCGCUCUGCUGCCAUCACUGCGACCGCUGCUUCUGCUGCUGCUACUGCUGCUACUGCUACAUCUGCUACUGUCAGCACAGCCACAGUGGCAUCGUCGCCGUCGUUGUCGUCGUCGUCGUCGUCCAGCCGCAUGUUUGGCUCGCUCGCCACGCUCCGUCCGCGUGCUGCUGCCCCUGCCGCUGGCUCUGCUGCGUCGCUCGCCUCGGCCAGCUCCCAGCGGUAUACACGCCGCAAUGCUCUCGCACGGGCAGUCGAGCGCGACCCAAGUCCCGCCAAUGCCAGCGCCAAUGCCAGUGCCAGUCUCACUCAGCCACCGCAGUCCUCACAGCAAGCCACAAGGAGCGCUGAUGCAUCCCCAUCUGCCGCGUCAUCUGACUCGGAGGCCGCCUUCCAGUCAGAGGGGUAUGAUCAAGCAGAGGACGAGCUCGAGGAAGUGUACAAGGUGGACGAGACCGACCUUUGGGACGAGCUCGACGAGGAAGUCCAGGCCGAGCUGCUGUUCAAGUUCCAAACCUCGAUCGACGAACUCACGCCUGCUGAGCGUAUUGUGCUGCUCCGUCGGUUUGGCCCAUCCCUUUGGGACGAAGGCGACGACAGGCAAGUCUACCAGCCGCACACUUGGACGCACAUUGCUGCGACCGAGCGUCGUCCCGCCCAAAUCGGCCUGCCAGGCGUCCUUCCCGUCAACCCCAACGGUGCAACUGGUUUCUACACGGAAGACAAGUCCUUCAAGGAAGCUGUGCGCAAGUCCACCUUCACCAAGCGCAUUCCAUUGCCUCGCGGCGACAUGACGGUCGAGCUCUUUUUGACUCGCAUCGGAAACGAGGCUGUGUCUCACCUCGCCAAAUUCCCGUCGUGGUUUGCCCUGAUGGGCUACUCGUCCCGCCAAAUGAACGCUCUGGGCAUCCCAAUCGCAACCCGGCGAUACAUUUGCGAGUGGCGCGAUCGAUACAGUCGAGGGGUCGAGCCGUACGUGAUCAAGCGCACACCCUGGAAGAAGCUCAAGGAUCGCAAGGCGCAACGCAUCGAGCGCCGUGCCAACGCUCGUCGUGUUGCUCAAGGUCUUGCACCAAACAAGCCCAAGGCGGCUGCAGCCAAGAAGUAACCACCUACAAGUAAAACAACAACAACAACAACAACAACAACAACAACAACAAAA